This is a messenger RNA of Hyaloscypha bicolor E, 2092 nucleotides long. Its product is annotated as TPR-like protein. Bases 94 to 1971 code for a protein of 625 amino acids. The transcript has 2 exons. Gene Ontology annotation, molecular function: protein binding. The record is from RefSeq and is a predicted model, not a curated record. Lineage: Eukaryota; Fungi; Ascomycota; Leotiomycetes; Helotiales; Hyaloscyphaceae.
GUCAUGCAAGCAAGCGUUGAUUGAAUUAGUGAGAGACAACUGAAACGAAAAAUCAAAGACUGGAAACUCGAGAAGAAGGUGAAAGGUGAUGAGAUGAAAAUCAUAGUUCAGAAGAUGCAGCAGCGGGUUGGAAAGAAUACGGCGUUUCGUGUGCGGGGUCAGGUCGUGGAACCAGCGAAGAUCCAACGAUGGCAAAAGAGGUCUGGAACUCUGGAUACGCUUACGAUGCCAAAUUCUCUCCCCGGAUCUUCUGCUCCAUCAACUCCUUCCGACAUCAGUUACGAUACGGUCCAAGAGAUAAGGUCACCUUCACCGUACAAACGGAAUAUCGACUCACUCGGUGGUCUAAUUUCCGAAUUGGAGGGAAACCUACCUCCUUCAUUUCCCCCACCACAGAUUUUUGAUCACAUGCCUUCACCGCAAGGUGAUCUCGGUACGGAUAUUGCCAGCAUCUUGGUUGAGGAUGGCAACGUAUUUGAGGGGCAAACUCCAGCCCCUUUCACUGCUCCUCCUUCACCUGCGCCUUCCCAAAUACAUGAGGCCCAUGGAGUCUCAUCAGACUCCUCACAACAUCCGAUUCUGGGCGGGAAUCUCGUUAGCAGCGAAAAUGAUAUUCAUGCACCGUUCAGUUCUAGCACUGCGGGUCUCGCAGGCCCCCAACCGAUUAAGAUACCCCAGAAGAAACACUACAAGCACAAGGAAGAGCUUGAGUUUACACGGAGAUUGAAUGACCUCCAAUCGAAUUACGGCUCAGAUCAUCCAGCCACGAUAGAUACCGCUUUGCGUCUAGCUCAAAUAUUUGAGCAACAAGGUAGAUUACGAUCUUCUGAAAGUCUCUGCAAGCUGUCCGCCGAACUCCUGCAAAAAUCUGUCGGAGAGAACGAUCCGAGGACUCUUUCGGCAUUCAGCCAACUCGCGAGUAUAUUCAUAUUCCAAAGUCAAUUCUCGAAGGCGAAAACGCUCCUCCAAGCUGUGCAUUCGAGGGCAUCCAAGGUUUUACAUCCAUCGCACCUAGUCAUUUUAUGCAUUAAAACCACACUUGCAACGUGUCUUGGUACGAUAGGCAACCACGUAGAAGCAGAGCAAAUUGUCCGUGAGGUUAUAGUACUUGGCAAAGAAACCCUACCUCCUGACCACGCUACUAUGGUAUCUGCCAUGGGUACCCUUGAGAGACUACUAGAGGAGCAGGGCGAAUAUUUUGAAGCAGAGAAGAUGCUAGUGGUACUUUACGAAACGCAUGUACUAAAUCGAUAUAUUGAGGGUCAAUUACAGACCCGCUCGAAGUUGAGCCUACUUUGGAUAUUAAAGGGAGAAGCCCAGAAAGGCAUGGAAGCCUUGAGAGAGGUUCUUGCAGCACAGAAGCAACAUUUCGGCCCAGAACAUCAAGAUACACUCUUAACGCAACAACGUUUUGCUGUAGCGCUACAGAGCAUUGGUAGGUUCGUCGAGUCUGAAGAACUGUUUCGAGAUAUAGUCAAUAUAUCUGCAAAAACAGUAGGCAGGAAUCACUGGAUGACCUUGGAGAAUGAAGUGCGUUUGGCUGACUUGUUCAACAUACGACGAAGAUUCAGAGAAGCUGAGGAACUUCAUAAGAAAGUGUUGAGAGUUUCUGAAAAGGUCUAUGGCUGGGAAUCCAGAUUGACUUGCUUCUCUGCUUCCAGCCUCAGUGCCACGUACCAUCGUCAAGGCCGUCUAGAAGAGGCUCAUUCGACAAAAGAAAAGGCUUUCAGAGGCUACUUGCAAAUACUUGGGCCCAACCACCGAAAAACCAGAGACUGUGAGCGGGGACUCAUCUUACUAACUCAAGAAAGGGAACAGCUGCAAAGAUCUCAAGACGGAGCGUCUAUGAGCAUGGAUCCUCAAUAUGGAAUCGUUGUCGAAGAUGCUGGACUUGCCAGUUUUGGUAUCUCGGGCAGCGGUUUGGGCGGAAUUUUCCAACCUCGCGAAGGCUACGUGGGAAUUCAGCAUUAGAUGCUUCCGUGUUUUCCGAGGUCGGGAAAGGAUUUCAAAGGCUACGCAAAGUAGACGAUACGAUAGGUGUAUGUUGUGACAGCUACCACGGACAACCAUGCUGACAGAAGUAGCGGAGCAU